AGGUAGGAACACGCCUGGCUUGCUGAAGAGCAAGUUAGGCUAGAUCAGAGUAAUCAAGAGAAUAGUAAGAUAUGAGGUCAGAGAAGUAACUAGAAGCUAGAUAAUAAAGGGGUUUGUUGACCAUCAUAAAGACUUUGGCUCUUCUACGAAUGAGAUGGGGUGCUAUUGCAGGGUUUCAGGCAAUAUAAUCUUAUUUACAAUGUAACAAAAUGUCUUGGGCGCUCUGUGUAGAGUAGGCUGAAGGGAGGCAAGGAUGUAAGCAGGGAGACCAGUGAAGGAAGCUAUUGCAUAAUCCAAGAUGAUGGGGGGUAGGAGGGUUAGCAGUACAGGUGGUGAGAAGUAGGCAGUUUCUGGAUACAUUUUGUAGAGAAUGCUAAGAGGAGUUUUCUGAUGAGUAAGGUGUGGGAGUGAAAGAGAAGAGGCAAAGAUAAUGCUCAGGUUUUGGUCUGAACAGCUGAAAGAUUUUCCACUAAUUAAGUUGGGGAAACGAAAGGGGAUGGGAAAGUCUAGGAGGGAAUGUUAGGUAUCUGACCUGAUAGAACAUAGUAAGUUCGUUUUCAGAGGGGGGAUACAUUUUGCUUUGGAAACUGACCGUGAUCAGGAUUCAACUGUGUAAGUCAGUCAAUCAGUUAUAUCUGUGUUCAUGCAGGUGAGAAGCUUUUUGCAAUAAAAACUAAACCACCAUUUUCUAACUUUUCAGAAAAUGUUGCCUUGAAAAGAGUGGAUAGCAAAGGACAAAGAAAUCUCCCCUUGAUCCAGCGAGCCAGCUGCUCAGCCACAGUUGGGUGGACUUCAGGAGAGUCCAUGGAAUUUCAGAAACUACUGAACAUAGGAUUUCUCCUAUGCUGUCUGACCUGCAUCUUGUUGGAGACUGUAGAUUCCUCUUCACCUUUAUCUGCCUUUAGAAUGCAAGACAAAGCAGAAUCUAAACCACAUUCAAGGGGAAACCACGGGUCCUGGCUAGGCAACUUCAGGGAUUAUUUGUGGGAUCUCAUCAAGAGCUCCAUACCUCCAGCAGCCAUUUUUGCUUUUCUUAUCACCACAGCACUAAUGGGGACCCUGUGCUGCCUCACGUAA
This is a messenger RNA of Loxodonta africana (African savanna elephant), 1077 nucleotides long. It is a transcript of the gene SMIM9, whose product is annotated as small integral membrane protein 9. The coding region runs from base 805 to 1077 and encodes 90 amino acids. The transcript has 2 exons. The record is from RefSeq and is a predicted model, not a curated record. Lineage: Eukaryota; Metazoa; Chordata; Mammalia; Proboscidea; Elephantidae.